Molecule: messenger RNA, 18740 nt
Organism: Pantherophis guttatus
Lineage: Eukaryota; Metazoa; Chordata; Lepidosauria; Squamata; Colubridae
Gene: CACNB4
Product: calcium voltage-gated channel auxiliary subunit beta 4
Biological process (GO): calcium ion transmembrane transport
Cellular component (GO): voltage-gated calcium channel complex
Molecular function (GO): voltage-gated calcium channel activity; protein binding
Source: RefSeq, a predicted model, not a curated record
GGAGGGAAGGGGAGAAAGAAAGAGAUGAUGCCUGUUCGGAAGAGCCCGUCCUCAUGUUUUAUCAUCCCCUUGCACGGAGCACAACGUCUGCAAGUUGACGAGGCGCAGCCACCGAGCCAAUCAGGCUUUCCUCUCCUGCCUCCGUGUCAUCAGCCUUCGGUCGGAGGCAACGCUUUUGCUUUGCUCUUCGGACUCCGAGAGAGAGAGAGAGAGGGGGGGCGGCAGAUAAAAUGCCAGCGCUGGGCUGCCUCUCGGGAUGACCUCCUCUCCUUCGAGGAUGUGAAUGAAACAGCGGCGCGGCCCGGGGGGUGGGUGGGGGGAAGCCGCGCAGCCCAACAACUGAACAAGGCAGCCUGAGCUGAGUCGGACUGGCUGGGCCUUUCCCCGCUUUGGCAAUCCCAGCGGCGUCUGUGGCCCUGGUGUUUACUUUUUUUUUUUUUUUUUUGCCUUGAAAAAGGGGCUCUUUGGAUUAUCAGACCUCCAUGUAUGACAAUUUGUACCUGCAUGGAUUUGAAGACUCUGAGGCGGGAUCAGCAGAUUCAUACACAAGCAGACCAUCAGAUUCUGAUGUAUCUCUGGAAGAGGACAGGGAAGCCAUCCGCCAAGAGAGAGAACAGCAAGCAGCUAUUCAGCUUGAAAGAGCAAAGUCCAAGCCUGUAGCAUUUGCUGUAAAGACUAAUGUCAGCUACUGUGGAGCGCUAGAUGAGGAUGUUCCCGUACCAAGCACUGCCAUUUCUUUUGAUGCCAAGGAUUUCCUACACAUUAAAGAGAAAUAUAACAAUGACUGGUGGAUAGGAAGAUUGGUUAAAGAAGGUUGUGAAAUUGGAUUCAUCCCAAGCCCAUUAAGGUUGGAGAAUAUUCGGAUCCAGCAAGAACAGAAGAGAGGACGUUUUCACGGAGGGAAGUCAAGUGGAAAUUCAUCUUCAAGCCUUGGAGAAAUGGUGUCUGGUACGUUUCGAGCUACACCCACUACCACUGCAAAACAAAAACAAAAAGUGACAGAACAUGUGCCUCCUUAUGAUGUUGUCCCAUCCAUGAGACCUGUUGUGCUUGUUGGCCCUUCUUUAAAAGGCUAUGAAGUGACAGACAUGAUGCAGAAAGCCCUGUUUGACUUCCUGAAGCACAGGUUCGAUGGGAGGAUAUCAAUAACUAGAGUGACAGCUGACAUUUCUCUUGCCAAGAGAUCUGUUUUAAAUAAUCCAAGCAAAAGGGCAAUAAUUGAACGGUCAAAUACCAGGUCCAGUUUAGCGGAAGUACAGAGUGAGAUUGAACGAAUUUUUGAACUGGCACGAUCCUUGCAAUUGGUUGUUCUAGAUGCAGACACAAUUAACCACCCUGCACAACUUAUUAAGACAUCGUUAGCUCCAAUUAUUGUCCAUGUUAAAGUGUCAUCUCCAAAGGUUUUACAGCGACUCAUCAAAUCAAGAGGAAAGUCGCAGAGCAAACAUUUAAAUGUCCAGCUGGUUGCAGCCGAUAAGCUUGCACAGUGUCCGCCAGAAAUGUUUGAUGUUAUUCUGGAUGAAAACCAACUUGAAGAUGCUUGUGAACACUUGGCAGAAUACCUUGAGGCCUACUGGCGUGCUACACACACUACCAGUAGCACACCUAUGACACCUUUGCUUGGAAGAAACCUAGGCUCCACUGCACUAUCCCCUUACCCUACUGCGAUCUCUGGAUUACAGAGCCAACGUCUGAGGCAUAGCAACCAUUCUACCGAGAAUUCUCCAAUCGAACGACGAAGUCUAAUGACCUCGGAUGAAAACUACCACAACGAAAGGGCUCGGAAGAGCAGGAACCGCUUGUCUUCCAGUUCCCAACACAGUCGAGAUCACUACCCUCUGGUGGAAGAAGAGUACUCUGAUUCGUAUCAAGACUCAUACAAACCUCAAAGAAACCGGGGGUCUCCUGGAGGAUAUAGCCAUGAUUCCCGACAGAGGCUUUGAAUUGACGGACCUGGGGGCGAAUGGUACUCAUUGGUUGGCCACCUGCUGUUGUAACAUAGCUAGGCCAAACAAAGCAUCUUGAUGCUUACAGGCUGCUGUCAUUUCAUGCUCUAGAAGGGCAAAAGAGGAUAAAUCAAUGUUUCUCAACCUCAGCAAAUUUAAGAAUUUAAGGAAAGAAUUCCAGGAGGCGAAGUCCACUCAUCUUAAAAGUUGUCGAGGUAGAGAAACACUGAUAUAGAUAAUGCCCUUUCCAUUUAGAAAGAAAUGAGUUUGCUCAGACACUUAGAUGUGUUUUCUUUCCCAUGUAAUGUUUCAUUUCAAACUGUUAUCUUUUCUCUCCAUUAGAUAUAAUUAGAAACAUCAAUUUGUAACGUAGAAUACCUGUUGAAGCGCACAUAUGAUAAUUUCCUGUUACGGAAAUUCCAAAUGACCAGUUCCAGUUGGAACCAAUUUAUAAACCAAUUCCUGUUGGAAUUUGGGUGAAAUUGACUGGAAAGUCAACUUGAGCAUGUUGCAGUCAGUGGAAAAAAAAAAGUGAAAUAAAAUGAAGAGAACGUAAAUUACAAAAUCAUUAUAAGCAAAAAAAGAUAUUUUAAAAAAUCUCUAGUACUUGUUUACUGGAAGGUUAAUUUAUAUAUAGCUAUAGAUACAGUUAGAAUAAAUAAUAUUAAUGUAUUUAUUUCAGACUACCAAAUGUAAACACUCAACUGUGCCAAAAAUAAUGAAUGAAUGGAAAAGCUCGAAGCCUUUCCAUUUUAAACACAGUAGAUUUUUUUCCCCCUCCCGGGCUUAUAUAUUGCAGCAAACCUGUAUCGCAUUGAUAUUUUUUGCAUUUGCUAGAUCAUAUGAAACUAUUUCAGCAACUUGAAAUAAACUAGAGGUGAAGACAGGCAUGUUUUAAAAAAAAAACAUGGUGGAAAUGAAUGCACAUUCUGUAGCACAGAUGAAAUGGAGUUUCACUCAAUGAACCUGGAAGGUGUGAACAGUGCUCUUGGUGUGUAUAGUUUUAUGCAUGAAGGGUCGUCUGCAUGUUCCAAGUGUGUGAUGGCAUACCCAGAAUGUUUAAAAGAUCUAUCCAUAGUUUCUCCUAGGGAGAACUAGAAAAGGGAUAGCUUAUCUCAUGUUCCUUGUACCUUAGCACUGAAGAUGGGAUUAGAGCUUUUGGCUUUGCCCAAACAAGGAAAGUCUGGCUCAGCUACGGUAGAUGAUUAGCAGAAGGAUGAAAACAACCAUUACUCUUUUGGGGCUGGUAAAGCUAAGCCUUAAUGAAGAAUCGGUAUUAGGCACAAGGAUCCUAUCCAUCUAGUGUCCUGGUUUGUCAAAAAAAAAAAAAAAAAAAGGCUUUGCAAAGAGUUAAAAGGAGGUGUUUAUAUUUGGAUUUUAUCCUGUGCAUUAAAUGUAUUAAAAGUUGAAGGUGUUUCAUAGGAAAAGAUUAAUGUGACAUUGUUCACACUGCUUUAUAGUCAAGAAAGAGAUUUCAUCCAGCCAAAGCACUAGAGAAGCAGUAUUAUGAUAAGGCAUCCCCAAAGUCUUGGGUGCUUAUUUGGCAUGCGAAUUCUGAACCAUGAUGGCCUGUUCUCUUUAUCGUGUCUUAGAAUGAGGUGUACUGUUUUCUUAGUCCGAAAGUUAUAUCCACCAAACAUCCAUAAUUUUUUCAAUCAAAAGUAAUAUACCGUGAUAAUUAUGCUAUGUUGGCCUUUCGCCCAGAUCCUGAUCACAAAUGUGCUGCAGUCCCUGGACUUCCUGCUUCUCCUUCCUCCCUAGAGUGAAAAAGCAGCCCUGAGCACAUUAAAGCCCUUUGUAUGUAUGAAAAGGACGGGUAAACUCUGGCAUGCCGGAACUUCAUAAAUGUAUCAUCAAGGAGAUGUUUUGGAGCUCCUAGGUCAGUAAGGGAAUGUCAGGUCUAGAAAUAUCAGAAAAGAUAGCAUCACAUAUACUCCACAUCUCAAGAUUGUCUUCAGAGUGAGUGGCAAGCAUGGUGUUUUUUUUUACACAAUGCUUUUAAUAAGCUAAUAAUUACAAAAUGAUAGUAAUACACAGAGAGAGGCUCUUCUGACCAAUAUAUUCAGUACAAGAUUCUAACGCUCAUAUUUCUGCAUAAGAAUGGCUGUUUGAGGAACAGGUUUUGAAAAAAAGUAGGCGAGAUUAGCAUUCAAGUAUUAGAAAGAGAGCAGAACAUACGAGUAAACUAAACAAAUGAUGAAAAGUAGAGCUUGAUACAUGGAAAAAGUGCACAAAUAAGCUAUAUUAAGAAGGGCUAUACCAAUAAUGUGAAAUGAACUAAGGUUACAUUAGUUGGUGAAAGAUAAAAUAAUGUCCAUAUAAAUGAUAUACUUGAUUGCUAGAAUACAGCAAAUGAAAGAAUUGGAUGGGACAUUUCUGUACCUUUUCUCACUAAGCUACGUUUAAGAUGUGUUCAGAUAGUUAAAAGAAUUGAAGCAUGGCAUAGGGUGGUAUUUAUAUAUAUAUUUCCUCCAAAUGAGGAGUGCACACUACUCUCCAGAAAUACUUUAAAUAUAUACACAUCAUAAGGCACUCAGGUAACUGGAACAGAAAUAUUCAUAUGUAACCAUCAAAGCAUAGGGCAUGAGGUUUAUCACAUAUCAAAGGCCUUCAUUUUAGCACAGAGAAUGCCAAAUCAUACAUGAUGUUAAUUGUCUUCAAGGCUCUGUGGAACUCUUCAAACAUUAGGAAAUUGAAAAAUGGCAUAGGCAUUUCCCAUUGCAUACUGCUGGAUACUUGCAAAGUAGACAUUUUUGUAUUUGACCAUCAAAUCUCAGGUCAUGAAUGUUACCUCAUAAUGGAGACCGGUACUCCAGCACAAACCUGCUUAGAGACAGUCAGUGGGCUGUGGAGCUGCAGUGCCCUUUAAUUGUUUGGGGUUAAGGGGGGGGGGAAGGACUGUCAGAUUUAGAACCAGCAAGGGAGAUGUAUCCAAAUUGGCCAGACAAAAGGUUCAUUUCCUACCAUAGUAUUACACGCUCUGUAAGAAUGAACACAAAAGCAGUGAGCUUGUCAUAGAAUUGCCUCUGUAAUUGGCUGCUGCUGGUUGUGUAACCUGGGUGGAAUAUUUGACGGCGCUGUUUCUUGGUGGACAGGGUAUCUUCAGAGCGCUAGCACUUUAAUGCAUGCCCCAAACUUAUGUAUUAUUGGAAAUAUUUCCUAUAGAGGUAGUCCUCGACUUACAACCACAAAUAGAGUCCCAAAUUUCUGGUGCUAAGCAAUGUUAAGUAAGUUUUGUCUCAUUUUAUGACCUUUUUGUCAUAAUUGUUAAGCGAAAUUGCUGCAGUUGGUAAGUGAUUCCUGGUUGUUAAUGACUUUGCUUGUUGGAAGCCAGCUGGGAAGGUUAUCAAUGGUGAUCACAUGACCCCAGGACAGUACAACUGUCAUAAAUAUAUGCCAGUUCCUGAGUGCCCACAUUUUGAUUGUUUGACCAUGGGGAUGCUACAACCAUUGUAAAUGUGAAAACCUGUUAUAAGUCACUUUUUUCACUUCCAUUGUAACUUCAAGCGGUCACUAAAACAAAUGGCUGUAAAUGGAGGACUACCUAUAGUGGUGUAUUUGAAAUCAGACAUUUGAAGAACAGAGUUUAUCAGAAAAACGUGACUUCUUAAAUGUAAUUAGAGUUGUAUAUUUUUAUUUAGGGAAAUUAUAUUUUAUGACCAUCUGAGGCUGUUACGUAAUAGAUAGAGUCUUCUAAUUCAGCUUGCAUCUUGUAUUUGUCCUGUCUCAAGCAUAGCAUUUUAUUGGAUGGGGAGAAUCUUGAUGAUGAGUUCUUUGAUUUCUAACUUUCAUGUUUUCUCACUUCUUUGUAAUUUUUUAAGACACUUCGUUAGGAUAGCCCUUAGCUGCAAAAAUUCAGAGAACCACUAGAUGGCAAGAAAGAAAUUAGCUGCUAUCUGAUGUUUCUCUGUAUUUUUUUCCCUCCCCAAAAUUGUAACCACUAAGGAGGAAAAGUAUUCCCACUGAUGAUGAGUCAUGCCUAGUCUGGGGCUGGAUCAGCCUGAACCUGACUUUGUUCUAUUAAAAAAGGGGCGAAAAGCCAAAAGCAGUCUGAAUGUUUUUUUUUUGCAAGGUGAAACCAGCCCCAGUGUGGCCCAGAAAACAGGCCAAGCAGCCCCAUCAGCAGUUAAAGCAAGAAGACAGUGAAGAGCUAUGGUGGCGCAGUGGUUAGAAUGCAGUAUUGCAGGCUAACUCUGCUGGCUGCCUGCAGUUUGAUCUUGACCGGCUCAAGGUUGACUCCGCCUUCCAUCCUUCCGAGGUCGGUAAAAUGAGGACCCAGAUUGUUGGGGGAAAUAUGCUGACUCUGUAAAUUACUCAGAGAGGGCUGUAAAGCACUAUGAAGUGGUAUAUAAGUCUAAGUGCUAUUGCUAUCACCUGGGGUGGUGGCAUGCAGGGCAGCAGUGACCUUGGAGUGCAGGUAGUAAGGGUGACUGGGAUUGAUCUGGGCUGGCUGUGGCUUUCUGGAACAUAGUAAGCAGCCCAGAGCCAGGCGGUUUGGGGGUGCUUGCCCAUCUCACAAGGUAGGGUGCAGGACAGCCAAAAUGACAGUGAUGGGGUGGGGGGGGAGAUAUAUAGUGGUGGAUUGCUUCCGGUUCUGUCCAGUUCUUGUGAACCAGUAGUAAAAGCGGCGGGAGGCUUUGCCCACCCUCCUGGACAUCAUAAUGGAUGAUCUGCGCAUGGACAGAAGCAUUCGUGUGCUCACUCCUGUUGCGAACCGGUAGUAAAGGUAAGUAGAACCCACCCCUGGGGAGAUAGGUAAGUGGUGGAGUUGGAGGCAAUUCCUUACUUAUUGAGGUUUGAGACUGGGACAGAUCAAGCUUGAAAUGGAGUGGAUUGGGCUGGGUGCUCAGCUAAUAACCAAUAAAAUUUGCUUAACAAUAGCAAUGGGGUUUCCUGGAAUUGCAGUCGCUAAGCAAUGCAGUCACGCAACAUCUUGCUUUAGAGCCACAUUGCUUAGCAAUUGAAAUUGAGGUCCCAGCUGUGGGCAUAAGCUGAGGACUAUUCUGUACCUACUGUUAAGUUCUGAAAAUAAAAUCUGUAUAUAGCUGAAGUGGUUUUGUUAAGGUAGAAAAGAUGAGUAACUGUGCAUUUACAGCAAGGAGAAAUAAAUUGGAGCACCUUGGAGAGAAAGAUACGUUUGACAAUGUCUUGGCUAUAGCUUGUUGGGAAGAAAUAUGGGUUCAGUAUGUUUGGGCUACAGGGGAACUUAAUUUUUUGAGUCAUAUUGAGCAUCAUUUGUUCCCCCUAUAGUGUUUAUUUAUUGCAAGACAUAGACAGAAUUGUUUCUGAGGUUUUGCUCCCAGACAUGCCAAAUCGCUUGGCCAAUUUUUGAUGCUGUGCAUCUUGAUAUGGCUGGAUAAGGAGCCCCAUUUACUAAUCUGCUUCAGGAAAUAGCACCUCUGAACCCUUUCUAGGAGUCCUUGCGUAAAGAGCAUGAACUCUUGACAUAUAAGAAAUAUUAUACCGAGUACUGCUGUCCGACACUUUGAAUUGAAAGGUAAAAAAGAGAUUUUGGCACACCUUGGGAUGCUCAGGUAGCACCUCCCUAUAGCUCAAAGCAGCGGCGGCAGCAGUUUUUCCUGGGUUACACAGCCACUUUCUGCCCCACUAGCCCAAGAAAAAGCACAUUUUCCUUCAAGAGUUGCAAAUAGGCUACAUGCCUGUGGUGGUUCCCCACACUUGGAAAGACAGCUUUGCCUUCUAAUUGGAAGCAUCAUAGAGCUCUAGAAAGCCACUUCGGUGUAGUUGGUGAAAGCAUCUGGCUAGAAACUGGUAGUUGGUGAAUUCUAGUCCCAUCUAAGACACGUAGUCACUUGGGUGACCUUAGGCUAGUCACUCUAAUGUGCAAUGGUGAACCACUUCCAAAAAACUGUCAACAACACUUGUUUAGGGAGUUGCCAGGAGUCAAAAGAUGACUCAAAGGCAUGAGUGUGUGCGCACACUCGUGUGCAUGCACACAUCUCACACAUACACACACACACACAGAGAGAGAGAGAGAGAGAGAGAGAGAGAGAGAGAGAGAGAGAGAGAGAGAGAGAACUCCUUAAUCAGUCUAAACCAGGAAGUAUCACAGAAAUCCUCUCUGCAGAUUACAUUCGAUUCUUAACAAAGGAAAUACACACUAUAGGGUAAAUGUUUGUGUGGAUUGUGAAUUAGGCUGGAGUUCUUUUAUGUUUCCAGAAAGAAACCCACAACCAGUUGUACAAUGGGUCAGAAACAGAGGCAGGCCAUCUUUUUAAAAAAAUACAUGAAAUAAAUGUUACUGCUUGUGCACUAUUUGCCAAUCAUCUCCCUGCCAAAGCAAUGCUUUUUUCCCCAGAGGAAAAGGUCCAAGCACAUAAAAUGAACAAAAAAUAAACAGAAGAAAGAAAUUCUUUAGUUUCCAUGGAAACAGACUGGAAGGCAGUAUCUCUAUUUUUCUUGUAUUACUGCCCUCUAUUGCUUUUUCCUCGAUUUCCUUAAUCCUUAAAACAAAUUAGUGAUCUUUUAGUUAUUCAUUUGUAGUUUAGGAGUCUGAACUCAGAAAGCUAAACAGACUUGGCUAGUACCAUAUUUGGAUAGGAGACCACUAGGAGAUAAUAAGGCUGAGGACCAAGCUGAAUUUACUUAAACAUCCAGAGAAAGCAGUGGCAAACCACAUCUGUAUUGCUGCUUGUCUAUGAAAUUACCAGGAAUUGAGCUGGAUUCAAGUUAUCUUUAUGUAUAUUACCCUUAAUGUAAUUGUAAAAUUGUUUGGUUCUGACUGUACUCUCUGUGAAGUCUCUUGUUAAAAGCAUGUUAUGGUAUUAAAGUAAGGGUUGCUGCUAUUGUUUAUGGAAUGGGAGUAAUGAUAAACAGCACUUCCCCAUCAGAAAUUCUACACAGCACUCCAGCAUAAAUGCACACUCCUUUAUUGCAAUUGAUGGUUACAUAUUUAAGACAGAACUUUUUCAACCAUGGUUUAGCCUUCUUUUAAUGUCAAAAUUAACUUCUGAAAAGUACAAUAUCAUCUCCUAUGGAUAGGAGAGUUGUGCAGGAUUUUGGAUUCAACUAGGAAGAGAUGCUUUGGACAUGUGGGAGCAUGAAUGCAGGCAGCAUCCCUGACUGAUUCAUUAAUUCAACUGCAUCUUUUUCUCAAACUGUGUGGCUGAUCCAGGGAAGAUACAAAUGCUUUAACAAAUUACCAGAGCUGCGUUCAUAUUUGUAUGCAUUCCACAUAAAUAAAAAGAAUUGUACAGCUCUAACAGAUACAUUUUCUAAGCAAUCUUAUUUAAGUAAAUUAACAAGCCACUUUUAUUUGGUUCUGUGUAUAGGUUUUUCUGUUUCCCACCCUCUUCCCCCUUCUGAAUAAUUCCUUGACAAAAGACAAUUAGGGCAUAGAAUUUAUCUGGAGAUUCAGUGCAAUCCAAAGAUGCUGGUUCAGUGAUUAUGUAAGGCUGCAAAUAGAAUUAUUUCAAAAAUCAUCUUAAUUUGUAUUCAGAGUAGGUAAAUAUAUCUGAAAAAUUAAAUGGGGAAAGAAUUGGAGAACAUGCAGUUUUGCAGACUGGCAGUUUUUGGUCAUCCCAAUUGUAUAUUCAGAAGCCGAGUCCCAGUUAGUUAAUAGCGUAGCAAUAUCAAUCGUUGCUGGAUCAGUUCACAAUUCCAACAAAGUUUCCAACUUUGUGCAGUGAUACUUCCAGGCAAAAUAGGAUAUAAAGAUAAUCGGCCUUCUUUAUAUUCUGUAAUCAAAACAUCAUUUCUUAGUAAUGUUAUGCCUGGAGACACGGUAAUGGUGAUGAGGAUGACUGAUUAAAGGCCAUUCGCAGAUCUGUAAAAAGCUCUCCAAGCUAAUGGCUGCCAUGAGCACUCCUAAAUUUGUUUAAGUGGGUUUCGCAUUAUAAUUACAGCACUUCCCAUGGACAUCACUGCAGUGAAUAGUGAAUUUGGCUAAAUGAAUUGCUGUUGAGCUUCUGCUUGCUAGCAUGAUAGUUGCCCUUUUUACUUAGUACAGCGGUGUCAAACUGGUGGCCCAUGGGCCAGAUGCGUCAUGCACAGGCCAUGCCCAUCCCAGUUCUGCAAAGGGAAAAACAUCACACAAUGUCACGUGACGGCAACGUGACACCAUGAGUUUGACAUCCGUGACUUAGUAUUUUAUACUACAACCCAGUAGAGCCUUUCCUUCAACAUGGACCCCUUUAAAUGCCUUUUGUGGCCACGGACCAUGGCCACAGACCCCCAAGACUUAAGAUUUAAAUCAUAACAUUUCUUCAAGUCUUCGCGGACCCCCCUGUGCCCCUUGCCAUGGUCCACGGACCAUAGGUUAAGAACCACUGCAGUAGAGCAUUUUAGAAUACACUUAAUGCCUUGAUUACAUACUGCAUAUACAUGGGCAUGAAAAAGGAGACAUUGGGGGGGAAAUUCUCACAAAUUUUAACAAAUUUGGGACCUCAUUAAAUUGCCACAAAUACUUUGAAAUCAGUCAAUCUGGCUGUUUGUUUUUUUUUUUUUUGCGCUCUGGUAGCAUUAUGACUGGACUAUUGAAUUGCUUGAGAUUUGCAUUUUACAGUGGAUAGUUUUGCAAUGGUGCUUGACAUACUUGCCUUAAGGGAAAAAAUAUAAGGCAUUUAGUAUUUCAGAAGAAAAAUAAUUAAUUUUGUAAGUUUUUCCCCCCAUCCAAGCUAUUGACAAUCUAAUGAAACACACUAAGGAAAGAAUUCACUAAAUAACAUUAUUAUCUUAUGGCACAAAAUUACUUUUGCAUAUUCAUCUUUUUUCAAAAAAAUAAUCAGUGCUAAUAUAGAACCUUCCAGAUUUAUUGGAUAUAUAACUCUUAGGACUCUUGCAUAGUAUUGCCAUCAAGCUGGGCAUUCUGGACUAACAUAUCUGGACAGCCCCAUGUUGACUGAAGAUUUUUGAUGGAGUCUCCUCUUGUUUCUUAUAUAACAAGUUAUUUUGUGCCAACUUUAAAUUUACUUGCUGGUGCAUGCAACUCUGGCAAUGCCUAUACAAGUAAUAAUCACACACAAAAGUCAGCAUUGUGUUCUGUAGGUGUAGGAGAUCCCACCUACAUCCUUGAUCAGACUUUUCAUUUAAGUCAAGAAGUUCUCAAUUUUGUCCUCAGCGUGAGCAGAGAACUCGUUUGAAAUAUGGCCAGGGGAGAGAAGUCCGAGCCCUCCAGAUGUUGCUGAACAACGAUUGUCCACAUUCCCAGUCAAUGGGAGAGACUGCUGGAAAUUGAACUCCAUAUAGGCCUUUCCUCAAUGACUUGGUGCUUUCCAACAAUCUUUCUGUAUGCAAAUGUUUUUUCCAUGCUUGACUAACCAGAGCCCAGAAUAUAACCGGUAACAAAUUUUCAAUUAAGUAAACAUCUUUUCUUCUCUUCUUUGGAAAUUGGGGGGAAAUUGGGGGGGGGGAUAGAAUAUUACUGUGCUUAUUCAACAUUAAAAUGUAUGUUCGGUUUUCAGCAGUAUUGUUGUUUGAUCGCUGAUUUUCUGUGAAAUUAAUGAAGAAUUGAAUAAGACUGUGACUGCAAUUCUAUGUAAACUGCCUAUAGAUCCUAAGGGUGAUUUCCAUGCAGAUUUGCGUAAGAUUCAGUGUAGGAAUGAUUUUGCAGUUGUAAUGUAAAUCCUUAUUAAAACAGUGUUACGCUGCCUCAUAUGCUGAUCGGAUCCCUAAGACUUUAUGUACAGUUUACAGAUAUUUCAGAAUAUUUAAGAAACUGUGUCCCUGGGUGUGUCAAUUUUAAGACAUUUGAGGGUUGUUUAUAAUUUACUUUCUGGGAGAAAAGAAAUCUGUCCUGGGAUGAUUGCCUUAGGAUGCAUCUUUAUACAAAGCUUUUGAAAGCAGGCAGAAGAAGUGCAUCAGUGGCACUUUUGAUCCUAGCAAAAUAUAUCCCCUAGCUGAGGUGUUGCACAAAUAACUGAGCAGUAGAGAACUGUCUCCCUGGGAUUAUUUCCCUUUGUCUCGAUUGCUUUGCCAAGUUGUAUUUUCAAGAUUUGAUUGUUAGAGGUUAUUUUUUGCAAUUUGUGUAAUCGAAAGAAAUUGAUAAUGGCAUGUACACCUAAAUACCAGAUAAUGUUUUAGAUCCAUGCUGUUUAUUAAAAUAAACUCUGCAGCAAAGCCUCAUCUGCACAAUUGAAGCAUAACUACUCACAAAAACUCUGCUUCUGAAUUUAAUUUGGAGUGUGCUUUGAGAUCCAUAAUACAUCGUAACUCUUGGACAUUCUGAAGUUCAAGGGAGUUUCACUCAGAAUUAUUCUACUUGGUAGAGUUGCUUUGGUCUAGUGCAGUGAUGGCGAACAUUUUUGCCGUCACGUGCCAAAAGAGGGGGUCGCGCGGGGGGGGGUCGUGCAUGUGCAUGGCCACACCCAUAAUUCAAUGCGCCCCACGCAUGCGCGCUCGAUCCCCCCGUGCUCUCCCCGCUUUUGGCACAUGAUGGCACGGUGGGCCCGAUAGGCCCGUUUUUCAUUCUCCCCAGGCUCCAGUGGCUUUCUUGGAGCCUGGGGAGGGCAAAAACAGCCUCCCCCCCAAGGCCCUCUGUAAGGCCCGUUCUUUGCUCUCCCCAGGCUCCAGAAGUUGGGAAAUGGGCUGUUUCCUGCCUCUGGAGGGCCUCGGGAGGGGGGGAGGCUGUUUUCACCCUCCCCAAGCUCCUAUAAAGGCUCUGGAGCCUGGGGAGGGUGAAAACAGCCUUCCAGUCCCACCGGAAGUCGGCAAACGGGCCCUUUCCAGCCUCCGGAGGGCCUCCAGGGCAGGUGGAGAAGACCAUUUUCGCCCUCCCUAGGCUCCUAGAAAGCCUCUGGAGCCUGGGAAGAAUGAAAAAUGGGCCUUCCCCACUCACCUGGAGGCCCUCCGGAGGCCAGAAACAGCCUGUUUCCUGAAUUCUGGUAGGCCCGUAAGGCCCAAAAAUCAGCUGGCGCAUGCUGGAGUUGAGCUAGGGCAACGCUCACAUGCCCACUGAUAUGGUUCUGCAUGCCACCUGUGCCACACAUGCCAUAGGUUCGCCAUCAUGGGUCUAGUGGUUUAGUCACUAGGCUAGAAACUAGGAGACCAUGAGUUCUAGUCCUGCCUUAGCCUGAAAGCCAUCUGGGAAACCUUGAGUCAGUUAUUCUCAACCCAACUCACCUCACAGGGUGGUUGUUGUGGGGAAAAUAGGAGGAGGAAGAGGUGUUGGAUAUGUUCGACGCCUUGAAUUAUUUGUAAAAAAAUGAAGACAGGAUACAAAUAAACAAACUUGAUAGGACCUUUGCUUUGGGAGUGAUAAUGUGCUAUCUACUUAUUAUAAGGGCACUAUAAUGGGGGUGGUGAUGUUGUUUGCUUUUUUGGCUUUCUGGUUUACCCCAGUGAAAAUCUUUUACUUCAGGUAGGCUAAAGAGAUGUAUAAAAAUGUGCAAUGCAUAGCAUUAAGGAGAUCUAAUAUAUCCAUCAUUUUCUUCUGUUCUAUCUUUUCUGGUCUAUUUAUUUCUCCUUAUUUUUUUUUUUUGUGGGGGCGGGGAAGGUCAGCUAUUGCACCUUGGGAGUGAGAAUCUGUAACAAUAAUGAAAAAGAAUUUCUGAAAGUAUAGUUGAUGAAUAAAAAUGACAUAUCGGCAGAGCUGUCACCUAAUUAAAGAAGCCGUUACAAUAAUUUAACCAUUCAGAAUAAAAUUCCAUAAUGCAUACAAUCUGCAUGAAUUUAUAGUCGACCCAAACAGUAUUUUCCAACCACAAAAUCUCCCUUGCAUAAAUUUUAAUUAAUUUCUGUUGGAACAUAUGUAUCGAUGUAUACAUAUAGCUAUCCAUUAUCAUCUAAAUCAGGGGUGUCCAACCUUGGCAACUUGAGGACUUCAACUCCCAGAAUUCCCCAGCCAGCAUGCUGUAAGGUUAGACAUCCCUGAUCUAAAUGAACUUUCAGAUAACAGCUGUAGCUUCUUCAUUCCUCUAUCCCAAAAUCUGCUUCAGAGGACCCUUCAACCUAUCUGGAAAAAUCAGUUCAAUUUGCCAUAUCAGAUCCUUUGCUGUGUGGCCCAAUCCACUGAUAUUUAGGAAAUACCCUUCUUUGUGUGAGACGGACAAAUAUAGCGCCCCAACAUUUCUAGCGUCUUUACAAUAAUUAUUUCCAGAUUUUAUGCAGGUUCCUUUGAAUGUAUUAUAAAUAGUUUUAACUGAGGAAAGAAAAUGAUAGUAAGGUUUCUAGGCCUAAUUUUGGCCGAUCAAAUUUUGCAAAGGAAACAAACAAACAAAACUUUAAACUUUUUGAAGUUUACCAUAAAUUUUUAAAACUUUUAAAAAAUGUUUGCUUCUGCAAAAUUUGCCAAAUGCCCAAUAGUAGUAUCAAACACAGCUCUGUUUAAAUAGAGCAGCAGCAAUAAAAACUGUUCAGAAAACUGGCAGAACAACCCCAUUUUUGCCCUCCCACCCAAAGGUUAGGGAUGGUAACAGUAGUGGAAUUCAAAUUUUUUGACUACUGGUUAUGUGGGCGUGGUGUGGCUUGGUGGGCGUGGCAGGGGAAGGAUACUGCAAUAUCUCCAUUCCCACCCCACUCUCGGGCCAGCCAGAGGUGGUAUUUGCCGGUUCUCUGAACUACUCAAAAUUUCCGCUGCCGGUUCUCCAGAACCUGUCAGAAGCUGCUGAAUAGCACCCUUGGAUGGUAACCAGGGAGUUUUUCAAGGGAUUUCUUAUGGCAUUUUCUCUGAGUACUACUUAUGAACCUCAAUUCAGGCAGUUGAUAAGAGCAUAGGCAUUCCUUCUUUCAAGCUGUGUACAAAAGUAAAUGUUGUUUCCAAAAACAGUGGUUGUGAGUUGAGAAUUUCAACCCUAUAUUUUGAAUCAUUUGCAGUUUAGACUGUGCAAAAUAUACAAAUCCACAUAUCCAAUCUGACAAUGCAUAUCUUUCUAUGUGAAUGCAAGAAAACGGAUUUUCAACAUGCUGCCUCCAUACAGGAUCAGAUAAAUGACUGAUAAAAUGGCCUCCUAUAUAUUGCUUUAAUUGUACAGGUAGUACUCACUUAAUAACUGCCCUGUUUAGCCACCAUUCAGACUUAACAAUGGUGCUGGAAAAAGUAAUUUUAUGACCAGUCUUACAUUUACGACGGUUGCAGCAUCUCAUUGUCACCUGAUCACCAUUUGUGAUCUUCACAGCUGGCUUCCAACAAGCAGUCAAUGGAGAAGCCGGCAGUAAAAUUGCAAGUCAGUAUCGUAUGAUGUCUCAAAUCACAGGUGAUUCAUUUAAUGACCAUAGUGGGAGUGACUUAAGUCUGGCCUGGUCGCAUGAUGUUUCACCUAAUGACCACAUUGCUUAGCAAAGAAAGUCCCAAUUGUGGUUUGUUAAAUGAGGACUACCUGUAUUUUCCUGCAUGAAUCUGGUUUUCACAUAAGAAAAGGGGAAAUUUUGGAGCAGGCCUAACAAAUGUAAAAACUAGCUAAGUUUUUGAGUCACAGUGGCGCAGUGGUUAGAGUGCAGUACUGCAGGCUACUUCUGCUGACUGCUGGCUGCUUGCAAUUUGGCAGUUCAAAUCUCACCAGGCUCUAGGUUGACUCAGCCUUCCAUCCAUCCAAGGUGGGUAAAAUGAGGACCCAAAAAUUGUUAGGGGCAAUAUGCUGACUCUGUAAACCAAUUAGAGAGGGCUGUAAAGCAUUGUAAAGCCGUAUAUAAAUCUAAGUGCUAUUGCUAUUGCUAAGUGAAAUUAUUAAAGAUACUCCACGCUUAAUAAUAUUGUCUGUGACAACCUUGCAGCCUAAUCCAUAGUGCUGAAGGAAAAGCAGCUAAUGAUAGGAAUUGUAGUUAAAAGUUGCUGGUAAAACUUGAUUAUGGCCAUUUCUAUGGCCAACAACAGGGGCCUUCUGAUUGAUUCACCAUCUGGAAAUUUCAAUUUCGGUUGAAUCUCAUUAACUGAGCUUUGCAAUGCUAGGUUAUAUUGAGCUAUUUCAUCUUUUUUUAAAAAAAUGACCUUUAAAAUGCACAUUAUUAUUUGUAUGUAAUUUUAAAGUGAAUAACAUAUUGACUUGGGUUUUUAAAUCUGAACUCAAUAAAGCGAACUGCUUAUUUGUAGAAUUUAACAUGUAAAUGUGGUUAUGAAGACAAUUUAUGUAAUUUUCAUAAAAUACUUCCACACAUAGAAUACUAUAUUCCAAACUGAAACAGCAAAGUAUUAUCAAUAUAGAUUUGUCUUUAAUUUGUACACUUAAUUUGGUCAAAUUAAGUUUGUUCGGCUGUAAUUUAUUUUGCUCCCAAUAAUUUUCAUUCUUUCACAUUUUAAAAAGCUGAGGUGUGUACACUGUUAAGUAAAUAAAAUAAAGACAUCAUCAUCAAAUCAUUCCUCAUUUAAUGAGUAUUCAGGAAUGAAUGCAUUUUGAUUAAAUUAAACAUUGUAACCUAGCCCUGCCAAUUUAGCUGAAAGCAACAAUGUUUCAACUAUUAACAUAAGGAAAGAUUAAAUGAAGUGUUGUAAAUUCUAUCAAAGAGAAAAUAUAUGAAAUCAUACACAAAAGAACCAUUUGUUCCAAUUUACAAGGUUGUUUUUUUUUUUUUACAAAUACCUAGCUCUCAGACAAAAAUGCAAUUUAUCUCAUUCUCAAGUAUAAUGUUUUAGAAACAUCAAAUUAAAAAAACUAUCAUAGAACAGUUAAUGUAAUGAUUGUCUUUGAAAAUGAAGUGGAAAAUAAGGACUAUGGACAAUAUUUGAUUGGAUUAAUAGUGUUCAGUAAAUUUGUUUUUAUUUAUUUAUUUUUUACCUCAGGUACCACUAGAUUUAACAAUGGAGAGCUCAUUCCAUUAUUUUGGAGUCUGGAUGUUGUUAACUUGUGCUAUCCAAUAGUAAAUAGAUUUACUAUUGGAAGUUGGUUCCACUAAAGGAACAAAUCAGAGACUGAAUAUACUAUGCCCAAUAGUUCAGUAUUUUUAUAUGUUGUAUAUGCUUUCUGAAAGUUAUUUCAAAAGCCAACAUUCUAUUGCCAAAACUGCUAUGAUUUACUGCAGUGUAUUAAUACUAAAAAAAAGUCAAGCCAUGCAGUGAAUUAUCAUAAUGUACAGUAACAGUUUUUAGCAAAAUGUAUUUUGUCACUAAUAUAACAUAGAGAAAAGCACAUUUAUAAUAGCACAAACUAUUAUUCCAUUGCUAUUUUUGGCAUUGAAAUUUUCCAAAAAAUAAACAGUGUACUGAUUCCAGAUUCCAAAUUGAUAUUUUCGAUCUUUUUAAUCAUUUAUGUUAGAUUUCUUCAGCGGCUCAUUUUAAAAUCAUCAUGUUCAUAAGUAAUUUCAUUUGUGUUAAGUAUAUAUCAGUAAAACUGGGAUGAAUUAACCUCUCCAAAUCAACUGGCUGGAUUGAUAGAACCUUUUCUUUUUUCUUCUCCCAGUUUUGUACAGUACGCCUUCUUAAAUCUGUGUUAUGCUUUUUGCCCAUAAUACAGGUAGUCCUCGGCUUAUGACCACAAUUGGCAUUUGAGUUUCCAUCACUAAGUGAUGCAGUUGUUAAGUGAGUCAUGACAUGAUCAUGCCUGACUUUGACCUUUUUGUCAUGGUUGUUAAGUGAAAUGGUCAUUAAGCAAAUCCAGUGCCUCCGCCUAGACUUUGCUUGUCAGAAGCUGGCUGGGAAGGUCACAAAUGGUGAUCAUAUGAUCCUGAGACACUGCAGUUGUCAUAAAUUCAUGCCAUGUGCCAAGUGCUCAAAUCAUGAUGAUGUGACUGCAUGACCAUUUGAUGGUCAUGAGAGAUUCAGUUGUAUGUCACUUUUUUCACUACUGUCAUAACUCUGAACAGUUGCUAAACAAAUUGUUUUAAGUCGAGAACUAUCGGUAUCCCCAAAUGGGGCCUACUUAGUAAGUAUCUUAGUGAACAGUUCUAACAGUGCUCCUUGAAAUAAUAAUAAUAAUUGCAGAAAGAUUAAACCUGGCUUGAAUAAUAUGGUGCUAAACCAAUUGUAGCUCCUAUGAUUGGUAGAAGAACAGGAUGUUUUGGUGGAUGAGAGGUUGCAGCAGAGCUGCACUAACUGUGCAUUCACUAACUGUGGUUGUGAAUGUCUAUGGAGAUUCUCAAUCGUCAUCCAAGGUCAUGGUUGUCCCAAAGGUGCUUUUUUCAAGAGGCAACUGGACUUUCUUGUUUUUCUUGGAAGACGUUUCACUUCUCGUCCAGAGCUGAAGAAGCUUCUUGGAUGAGAAGUGAAACGUCUUCCAAGAAAAAUAAGAAAGUCCAGUUGCCUUUUGAAAAAAAAAAAAAACACCUUUGGGAUGUGGUUGUGAAUGGCUAUAAAGAAGACACCAUCCGGUGGAAAAAUUGUGCUAGACUUGAAAUUCUCCCCGAGGACCUCAGGCACACAAAAUGGAAUCUUAAGGUUAAAAAAAAUAAGAUGGUGCAAAUUAUCCAGCACCUGAAUUUGAAAUCUCAGAAAACGCCUACUAAUCUGUCCUGAACUCUCUUAUCGUUAACAUAGAUUCAUUUUGCACUGAAUUAAUCUGAACAGGAGGACCCAACACUGAGCCCAAUAAUUUGGAAGUACAAAAAUGUAUGAUGUUACCAAAUCAAAGUAUUAGACAUUUCCUAUUGAGUUCUUUUCUUUUUGUUCUUCCUUUCCUCUUUUCUACUUCUAUAGAUACUAUACGUGUAGCAUUCUACAGGCAUGCUGGGUACAAUAUACUAUGCAAAUGAGUAUAGUGUUGCAUGGUUUGCAGCCUCUCUGCUUUUAGUGGCUUUCAAUGAAAAUGAAAGUGUUUUGUUCUUUUUUUGUGAGCCCAGGACAUCUAACAGAAGAAAAUGCAGACUGCAUGCUUACAUUAUUCUAAGUUCUAUGGAGUUGUUUUAUGGAAUUUAAAUGUAUUAAAUUGCAUUAACAUUUUUUUCUACAAUAAAAGAGACAAAAACAUCUCA